Silurus meridionalis is the source of this 1778-nucleotide messenger RNA. It is a transcript of the gene rd3l, whose product is annotated as RD3 like. Bases 180 to 860 code for a protein of 226 amino acids. The record is from RefSeq and is a predicted model, not a curated record. NCBI's taxonomy places the organism in Eukaryota, Metazoa, Chordata, Actinopteri, Siluriformes, Siluridae. The transcript is spliced from 3 exons.
UUAUCAGAGCAGGGAGACAGAAGGCAGUUUGCUGUUGGCAGGAGAAUCAGUCACUCUUUCUCUCUCUCAACUUGCUCAAACUGCAAAAUCUCUUACACAUUCUCUCAUUCAUUUAUUGUCUUUCUAUUUACCAGUCUCUCUCACCUGUUUAAUCUUUUCAUUAUUUCAAGAUUUACCCUAUGGAGUCACGGCAUCAUGGGUAUCAUUCUUUCAAUCCAAGUCUUACAAUGCCAUUCCAGACCUGGUUGAAUUCCUCUCAUCAGAACGAUGAGCAGGGUCCAAACUGUGUGGCUUCCAUGGGCCCGAGCCGUGUGUUACUUCAGGAGCUUCUCUGGCAGUUUGAGCAGAGAGAGUGUACGGCUCUUGAGGAAGAGCGCCGACGUUCUUAUGACUCUCCAGCAUAUAGCCGACCUCCCACCCGGGACAGCUUGCUUGCCCUGAUACCAGCAUCUGAAUGCAGACUGUUAGAACGUCUGUGUGCCCAAAUCCCACCAUCACACACAGCCACUGUUCUCUUCAGAUUCCGUGAAAUUCUGGCUCACAAUUAUGUCGUUCCCUGGGAGCUUGUGUGCAUCUUCAAGCAGGUGCUCAGGGACUUCCUGAAAAGGCAGGAAGAAGUGGCGUACAGGAGAUCUUGCCCUCCAGCCUCACCAAUGCUCCUUCCCGUUUCUCCUCCAUUUGCAGACGCCAACACUCGUGACCGAAAGACUACAAAAUCGUCUUCUUUGGAAGGGCAAGAAAGGCAUCGAGAGGAGAUCCCAACUAUAUCCAGCUAUGUGGACAGGCAUUUGAAUAGUGCUUAUUUCUAUACUGUACGAAAGCACUGUCUUCCCUACUGUCGCUCUUUCCCGUAUGACUAGCCCAAGGUCUACCGUGCUAAACCAUGAGUGGCAGAAAUAGCUCAGAGAAACCUUCCACAGUGUCCUUCCCACAGUCAAAAACCCUCCUCUGGAUAUAAACAAGACAGCACUAGAGAGACCCUUUUUGAGUAGCUCCUUUAUUAGCGAUCGAUCAUUGCGGGACAAGGAGAGUGCUUGGAUGAAGUCAGAUCAUUGCUUAUAUACAUGAAACAGUGAGCACAAAGAGUCUAAAAAGUUUACCAGUCAGUUGGUUUUGAUUAAUUUCAAUAUCCACUGAUCAACUUGAUAGGAAUUUACAACUAUACUGUGUCAUUACUAGUCACAAAAUUAAUCCAAAGAUUUAUUUCAAAAUCAUGAGCCAUUUAAACUCAGUAAGCAACAACACAACAGUCAGCGAACUUGCACAGAUAAAUCAGCCUGUUUUGGGCUUUUUUUUUCAGUUAUAUAUUUAGAUUACAAUGCAGCACAGAUUAGCCUGAGGGGAAAGAGCAGGACAGCUCUCUUUAUGCUUCAGUAGAUCUCUGGAUGCACUGAUCACACAAAACACAAACGUGUGUGUGUGUGCGCACCAAUUAACUAAUGCAGUGUUUUCCCAUCUUUGUGUAGCAGCUAGGUGGAACAGGACAUACCGUGCACAAGCUAGAGCUAAAGCAGGACAUACCGCACAUAAGCUAAAGCUCGAGGAAAUGCCGAAAGGAGGGACAUUGUUCCCAUGAAAUACUCGCUGAGCCAAACUGGCAUUGCUUCAAGGUUUUCCUUUUUAUAUAACUGUCCCUCUGUGGGUAUUUAUGUAUCAUAGACCAAAUAUUGCCAUUUCAGCCUACAGCCAAAUGUUGCACUGUGUUUUGUUAUUAAAAUUUGUAAUGUCUUAUGUAAAACUUAGGUUACUUAAGUACUUGCAAUGAUUAAAAAUAUGAA